GGGAGAUUGGCAGCUGAGGCGGAGCUAGCUGCUUCCGGACCGGCAACUCUCCGUCACGUGAUCGCGCAAGAUGGCGACCCCCAGCGACGGUGCCUGUGGGCAGGAGGCGGCUGCGGCUGCGGCUCCACCCGGGGACCUCCGCAGCGCCCUGAUCACGAGCGUCCUGGACUUGGAGGCGCUGGACUUGGACCUUUUCCGAGGGAUGCACUACUGGGUACCAGUAACCCAGCGGCUCUUUGGUGGGCAGAUAGUGGGCCAGGCCUUGGUGGCUGCUGCAAAGUCUGUGACUGAGGAGGUCCACAUCCAUUCGUUGCAUUGCUACUUUGUCAGAGCAGGGGAUCCCACCGUGCCGGUUCUCUACCAGGUGGAGCGCACCCGCACAGGGAAGAGCUUCUCAGUCCGGUCAGUCAAGGCCAUCCAGCAUGGGCAGCCCAUCCUCAUCUGCCAGGCCUCCUUCCAGCAGGCCCAGGCCAGCCCCCUGCAGCACCAGUUCCACAUGCCUGACGUGCCACUCCCCGAGGAGCUGCUGACUCAGGAGGAGCUCAUCCAGAAGUACCUACAGGACCCAAACCUCCUGGAGAGGUACAGACAGAGGCUGAAGAAGAUGCUGGCACAGGAGGUGCCCAUCGAGAUCAAGCCGGUGAACCCACCUGACGUCUUCCACUGGAACCCACAGGAACCCAAGCAGCUCCUCUGGGUGCGGGCUCGAGGCCACAUUGGGGAAAGCGACAUGAAGCUGCACUGCUGCGUGGCGGCCUACAUUUCGGACUAUGCUUUCCUGAACACAGCGCUGCUGCCUCACCAGUACCACAAGGUCACCUUCAUGGCCUCCCUGGACCACUCCAUGUGGUUCCACACUCCCUUCCGCGCCGACCACUGGAUGCUGUACGAAUGCGAGAGCCCCUGGGCUGGUGGGUGCCGGGGGCUGGUGCACGGGCGGCUCUGGCGCAGGGAUGGCGUUCUGGCCGCCAGCUGUGCUCAGGAAGGAGUCAUCCGCGUGGAGGAACAGCCCGCCAAGAGCAAGCUGUAGCCCGAGCGUUGCUUCUGCCCGGCCCGGAGCCGAGCUGGAAGAUGCAUGCAAAGAGCCCCACGCAGAAGCACUGGCCAGGGUGGCUUUAUUUAUUGGUUAGACGCAGGCCGCCGGGCUUCGGCUCUCCCUACUGCUAAUAAAGUGACCGAGGCUUCC
Molecule: messenger RNA, 1186 nt
Organism: Hemicordylus capensis (graceful crag lizard)
Lineage: Eukaryota; Metazoa; Chordata; Lepidosauria; Squamata; Cordylidae
Gene: ACOT8
Product: acyl-CoA thioesterase 8
Exons: 6
Coding region: 71-1030 (319 amino acids)
Biological process (GO): fatty acid catabolic process; acyl-CoA metabolic process
Cellular component (GO): peroxisomal matrix
Molecular function (GO): fatty acyl-CoA hydrolase activity
Source: RefSeq, a predicted model, not a curated record